AAACCGUUCGUGGAAGAAGAAAGAAACAACCAAACUCCUAAACAACAACAACAACAACAUUAAAACCAAACCAAAAUCCUUACAAAAAUCUAAACCUUCCCUCUUCGUCUUCUUCAACGUGUUUCAUUCUCCUUUUAUAAAACCACAAGGUUUUGUCUUCACCUUCUUCUUCUUCACAACAACCAACAUGAGAAAGAAACUAGAUACUCGUUUCCCUGCUGGCCGUCAUGCUGUGUACUUCGGUGAGAGGGAGCUAUGAUCAAUGUUAUCAAUAGUGGAUUGCAGAAAAUAGCGGAAUGCCAAAAAUACGCAAUGUGAAAUAGCAGACAGUUUCGCGGGCAAUUGUGUCGGACAGAUGCCAGUUUUGUCCUUUUAAUAUUUUUUUUUACUAAUAGGGAGAAAUUUAUCUUUUCAACAUUCAUUUUUUUGGCAUCUGUUAGAAAUCUGUUCGGGAACAUGGUCUAAAGACUGAUUAGUUUAAAAAUGUACUUAUCCAACUAGGAAUUUGAUUGUGUCGAAAUGUGUAAAAUAUCAUACCAUUAUUGAAUUCUCACUUAUUGUAGUAAACCAAAUGACCGUUUAUCUUCUUGAUUUAGUUUUAGUCGUAUUAAUAGUGAUUGCAUAAUUGAUUAUUGACAGGCUAGGAUUAAGAAAAUUAUGCAAGCUGAUGAAGAUAUAGGGAAGAUUGCAUUGGCUGUGCCUCUUCUAGUUUCAAAAGCACUAGAGCUAUUUCUGCAAGAUUUGUGUGAUAGAACAUACGAGAUAACACUUGGGAGGGGAGCAAAGACCGUGAAUGCUUUUCAUUUAAAACAGUGCAUACAAACUUGUAAUGUCUUUGAUUUUCUGAAAGAUACUGUGAGCAAAGUUCCCGAUUUAGGCGGUUCUGCUGCAACUGGUGACGACCAAACUGUCACUAAGAGAAGGAAAGUUUCUGAAGAUGAUGAUGACGAUGACAGCGACGAGGAGAUCAAGAGAAGUAAAAUGCGAGAACCUGCGCAUACCAGUGGAAGGGGUAGGGGUAGAGGUAGGGGUCGUGGCCGUGGCCGUGGAAGUAAAACCGUAGAUCAAGAGAUCAAUUCACAUGUCAAGUUUGAAGAUGAUUGUGAAGCAUCGAAGCAAAAUGGUAACCACACUCAAAAUAAUGAAAGCCCGGAAAUUGUGCGAGAGUCCGAUGAAGUUAAAUUGAGUUCACCAGUCAGAGAACCUGAGGAAGUUAAACAUUGUUCACCGGUCAGAAAACCAGCUGAAGUGGUCGUUCGAAAUUUUGAUUUAAAUCUGAAUCCGGAUCCGGAUGACGACAUGGAUGUAAUAUCCACACCAACUCCUAUCCCAACUGGUUCAUCUUCAAAAUCAGUUUCAGAAGAGAAGAUGAAAUCAAUUUCAGAAGAGAAGAUUGAGGAAUACCCUGGAUGGUCCUUGUCUGAUAUGGAAAAAAUGGCUAUUGAUCCCUUACAACUAGCCAACUUAAGUAAAAGGAUUGAUGAAGAUAUAGAAGAUUAUGAUGAAGAAGUGUAGAUAAACUUGCUUUAGCAUGUUUAUAAUUUCUCAUAUAGGUUAAUCAUUAGAAAGUUCUGAUAGACAAUUAGAAUAGAUUUUUUAGGAGCUAACAAGUAGUGUUAGACAAAUCCUUAUUGGUUAGGAGGCAUUGAGUACUUUAGUCAGUACCUUCAUUUAGAGGCUCAGUGGAAAUAUUAUUCUAUUUAGAAAUAGUUGAAUUUUAAUUUUAGAAAUUAUAAUUUUAUGCAUGUAGGUGUUGCCUAUGGUAGGCAUUCUAUUCAAAAUUUAUGUGGUGCCUUCCUUAGGCAAUGCCUUACACAAAUAUUUUUUUA
Medicago truncatula (barrel medic) is the source of this 1829-nucleotide messenger RNA. RefSeq names its product dr1-associated corepressor. Bases 658 to 1515 code for a protein of 285 amino acids. The transcript has 6 exons. NCBI's taxonomy places the organism in Eukaryota, Viridiplantae, Streptophyta, Magnoliopsida, Fabales, Fabaceae. The record is from RefSeq and is a predicted model, not a curated record. Gene Ontology annotation, cellular component: nucleus. Gene Ontology annotation, molecular function: RNA polymerase II general transcription initiation factor activity; protein heterodimerization activity; core promoter sequence-specific DNA binding.